CACUGCACGUUUGUUUGUGUCUGUCAGAACAGCAGAAUGUCUUUCCACCACCGCUAUUUUUUUAUUCUGUCCAGCGACAGAGUGCUGAUCCUCCUUCUUCUACAAGGUGUGAGUGGAGUGGAUGAUGUGACUAACAUGAGUGCUGUGGUUGGAGAAUCUGUGGUGUUGCCAUCUGGAUAUCAGAGGAGCGAGGUUAAAAGGGCUGAAUGGAAUUUUAAUGAUAAAGUAAUUGUGGAUCUCAAUCGGAAGUAUAAAAGCCAAUUCAGUGAAAGAUUAGAAAUGAACUCCAGCCAUUUAAGUUUAACUGUGAGAAAAAUAACAAAAGCAGAUAGAGGAAUAUUUACAUUUGUCGGCACAAACAAAGCAGAUGCACAGAUUCCAACAAAGACUAUUCGACUACAAGUUUAUGAUUCCACUCUGACGGUAGACAUCCAGAAGAAUGUGACUCUUCACCAGCUGAACAACACCUGCACGGUCAGUUUGCUCUGCAAUGCCAGCGGUCCACCAGAUGUGCAGUUUUCAUGGAGCGGCCAUUGCACAGGGAGUGGUGCCAAACAGCACUUUUCUCUAUCACCAGCAGAGGGUAGUGUCACAUGUGCAUGUAAAGCAAGUGAGGGCUGGAAUCAUAAGCUGGUGACUGCAGACUUCAAGUGUGAGAGCAAGACUUCAGAUAACUCUGUGGAGCCUGAUGUUAUCAACAGGAUUUCAUCUAACGAGUGGUACCUUGUGGCGAUUCCUGCAGCUGGUGGAGUUCUUGUCGGCAUAAUAGUUGGUGUUUGCUGUUACAAGGGACACAAUGUUUUGUGUCUUAACCAAUCAGCUCCUGCUCAACCACAGCAAACCAUCUAUCAGAAUGUAGGCCAAGCCCAAGGGAAGCCAGGGGGGAGUGAAGGGGACCAAUCUCUCUAUGUGCCUCUGCAGACGGUUAGUGAAGAUGUAUAUGAGAAAAUUAUUGCCAACGACUGCGAUGGGAAAGGUAAGUAUACAGUAUGUUCAGAUACGUAUAUUAAUUUAUGUAUUUUUGACAUUCGCUGCAAUUGAAGAGUUUUUUCAAAUCUAUGCUGAAAAAACAAUAUUGAGGCAAAUUUAAAUCUCUUGAUGUAAUAUGGCACAAUAAUUACUUCCCUAAUUCCAGGCUUCUAGAAUGCCAUCUUGAAUAAGAGUUCAUACUUUGUUAUUUCUUACAUCUCCCUUUUUUCUCCAUCAUCAUCGUCACCAUAACCAUCAUUGUUCUUACCAUCAUCAUCAUCAUCAUCAUCAUCGUCAUCAUCUUCAUUAUUCUUAUCAUCAUCGUCGUCAUCAUCAUCAUCAUCGUCAUCUAAACCACUGUUAUCACCACCAUUAUCAUCACCACAACUUCAAUUCAGUUUGAAUUCAC
Sardina pilchardus (European sardine) is the source of this 1378-nucleotide messenger RNA. RefSeq lists its product as uncharacterized. The transcript has 7 exons. The record is from RefSeq and is a predicted model, not a curated record. NCBI's taxonomy places the organism in Eukaryota, Metazoa, Chordata, Actinopteri, Clupeiformes, Clupeidae. Bases 37 to 1041 code for a protein of 334 amino acids.